AUGCAGGCCAAUGCUAGAAAUACAACCUCCACCCUCCCCAUGAAAGGGCCUUUUGAUCGCCUCAAGAAAUCUCAGACGGCCUUCAUCAGACCCGCCCAGAUGAGUCUCUUUGCCCGAGUGACAGCCUACCCGCCUUUAGGGCAAGUGACACGCCUUGAAAGAGCGCAGCAGACACCGUCGGGAGAAGAUGACACUACGCGGUUUACUGUCGUCAUUGAAUCAAGCACCUCUCUUCCCGAGCAAUCCUGGGAAGCCCAAAUUUGGCACAAUAUUACCAGCUCGGAAUGGACAGCUUUUCAAUUACAAAAGAUUGCUUCAUCGCAUGCCUCGCUUCUAACAGGGAAUGAGGCUGAUUAUAAUUCCUACCGCUAUGCAUUCUCUGGGGAGAUUGCGCUUCCUGCAGCUAGUGGCCAUGCACACUUUACUGUGCGUUUCCGAACGAACCCUGAUGCAGAAUGGCAAUGGGCAAACCAGCAGCGCCCAAUUAAUGAUGGCGAACUAAUAUUUGGACCACGGGACUUACAACUUCAAAAUUUAUCUUCUGAUGGUGGCUCUGCUAACUCCAAGGAAGAAAUUUUGAAAUAUAUCGAUAACUUGUCUCCUGAAGUGCAAGUCGAGUCUCGCCGAAGCGAUUGUCCUGGAUCUUUACUGUGGGAAAUUUCUGGGAGCGUUGAUGCAGCUCAAGAGGAUGUCUCUGGGAUGAAGCGAUUUAUAUUGGGGACGCCUUCGUCCGUUAUCAGAUAUUUCUCCCUGGUGCGUAUUUGGUCUCCGUGGCUAGGCCCACGGCAUGGAAAGGACAAGUUCCACUUGACAGAAGAUGCCAUACUGUGUUCGUUUCUUCGGGAUGAUGGAACAAACCUUCUCUUUUUGGCUGUUUCGGGUAUCAAUGAUAUUCUAACUGUCUUUCAAUCCGGCGAGGAUGGCGAAAUAGUAGUCAACUCCAGAAGUGAUAAUAAAGAGCGAGCUGAUUUCCUUGUUCUUGCUGCUGUAGCCGAGGAUUUUGAGGUCGCUAUGUCUGCUUUGGUAUACGAAGCAAGAAAAGUGGUCAGGCCGUUUUCUAAAUCUAGCAAUGACCCUUCGGAGGAACAGCAACCGCUUUCUCCUCCCGCAGAUGAUACAGUGGUUGUCGAGAAAGAUGUGAAGAUGCAAUGGCUGACAGAGUGGUUCGAUGGUUUGACAUAUUGCACUUGGAACGGACUUGGACAGGAUCUGACAGAGGAGAAAAUAUUGGGUGCAUUGGAUGCUCUCAAAUCACAUGGAAUAAAUAUCGUCAAUCUCAUCAUCGAUGAUAACUGGCAAAGCCUUGAUAAUGAGGGUGAAUCUCAAUUUAAGCGACGCUGGAAACAGUUCGACGCAAACCCGAAGGCAUUUCCCCGGGGUUUGGAACAGGCUGUCAGUAACAUUCGCCGAAGCCAUCCAAACAUUGAGCAUGUUGCGGUUUGGCACGCCCUGCUAGGGUACUGGGGAGGCAUCUGCCCCGAUGGAGAUCUUGCAAAGAAGUAUAAAACUAAGGAGGUCAAAGUGAAGGAUCCGGCAGCCGGAGGGCCCAUUGCACAUGACAUCUCCGACGGCAAAAUCCUUGCCAUUGAUCCCGACGACAUUCAACGUUUCUACGAAGAUUUCUAUAGCUAUCUAACCUCUGUUGGAGUGGACUCCGUAAAAGCAGACGCUCAGUUCUUCAUUGAUCUACUCGACGAUCCAGAGGACCGUAAAAGAUUCAUGAAUUCCUACCAGGAUGCAUGGACCAUUGCUUCUCUCAAACAUUUCGGCACGCGAGCCAUUUCAUGCAUGUCCUUGAUUCCGCAGAUGAUCUUCCAUUCACAGCUUCCAACCAACAAGCCCACAAUGACACUGCGGAACUCGGAUGAUUUCUUCCCUGAGAUCCCUUCGUCUCAUCCAUGGCAUGUGUUUUGCAAUGCACACAAUGCACUUUUCACACGAUACCUCAAUGCUCUGCCAGAUUGGGACAUGUUCCAGACGAGCCAUCCUUACGCAUCCUUCCAUGCUGCUGCCCGCUGUGUCUCUGGUGGACCUGUCUACAUAACAGAUGAGCCUGGUAAACAUGACCUAAAACUUUUGGACCAAAUGACCGCGCCCACUGUGCUCGGAAGAACUGUCAUACUUCGGCCCAGCGUUCUUGGUCGCUCAAUGGACGUCUAUAAUGACUAUAACGAAGGACAUAUUCUGCGCGUCGGAAGUUACACUGGCUGGGCCAAGACAGGAAGUGGAAUUAUCGGUCUUUUCAACGUACAAUCGGCAGAAGGCUCGUGCAUAGUCGCACUAAAAGAUUUCCCUGGAGUCCAUGAGAAUUCAGACGGUCAAUACGUGAUUCGUGCUCACACAAGCGGGAAAAUCACAGUUCAGAUGCAGCGCCAGUCUGAAGACUCUCUUGUGUCUGUUGUUUUGCAAGACAGAGGCUGGGAAAUCCUCACAGCGUAUCCGACACAAUCAUUCAAACUGAGAGAUAUCCAAGACAAGGAUUUAACUGGAGGCAACCCUACCCAUGUGGCUAUUCUAGGUUUACUUGGGAAAAUGACCGGCGCAGCUGCUCUGGUUAGUUCGGAUAUUUUUGUUGUUGAGAAUGGCCGUCUACGAUUUGAUAUUCACCUGAAGGCACUGGGCACCUUGGGAGUAUACAUAUCCGAUUUGCAAGACCGAGAUAUAUCUCGAGAUUUUAUGGUGAUGAUCUUGGGACGGGCAAUCCCUCCAGAUACUGUAUGGAAAGAGGAUGGUAAAGACAGCCGGGUUCUGGCGAUUGAUGUGCUCGCAGCUUGGAAGGCCAUGAACUUAGAUAGUGGCUGGAGUAAUGAGGCAUUUGUCCAAAUAUUCGUAGGCUGA
Penicillium angulare is the source of this 2838-nucleotide messenger RNA. Its product is annotated as putative raffinose synthase protein Sip1. Bases 1 to 2838 code for a protein of 945 amino acids. The transcript is spliced from 2 exons. The record is from RefSeq and is a predicted model, not a curated record. Lineage: Eukaryota; Fungi; Ascomycota; Eurotiomycetes; Eurotiales; Aspergillaceae.